UCACAGCUAAGUGCUCAGCAGCUGCUACGGAGGAGCGGAAUAGUCCUUUGGCAACUGGUUGUGGGUUUUCUUUUCACCUUUGUUUAAUGUCACGUGAAGAUGUGUUGAUACUUUUGUCCUCUAAAGAGAAAUUAAGGGUUUGUCUAUGAAUAAUUUAAAUAACCCUCCUCCUAACUGGAACAUUCAGCCUAAUGCAAGAAAUAAUGAAGAUCAUGGAAGCAAAUGGAAUUAUGCUUUGUUGGUUCCAAUGUUGGGGCUGGCUGUCUUCCGUUGGAUUUGGUCCAGAGAAUCUAAGAAAGAGAUAGAAAAAGAGAAAAGAAACGUAUACAGAAAACUGUCAUUGGUACAGAAAGAACUUGAAUCUAAAUAUCGUGACGUAAUUAUAGAAAACCGUAGAAUGGUUGCUCACUUGGAAUUAGAAUUGGAGAAGGAACAGAACAGAACCCUAAGUUAUCGCAAUGCACUCAUCUCUCAGAGUUACAAACUGGUAGAAGAAAGAAGAACUUUGGAACAAGAGCGCACAAAGAUAGAACAAGAGAAGCUGAUACUGCAGCACUCUGGUGCUGCUGGUGCUGUGUAUCAGAACUGUCUGGAGAAGGAAGAACAAUGGCAAAAGAAAGCCACUAUUUUACUAAAAGAGUUUGAAGAAGCUUUAAUGGAAAGGCAGAAUAUGUACUGCAGCCUUGUGCUGCCAAGAUAUCAUCGAUUGGCAGUGGAGAAAAAAAUGCUAGCCAAAGCAACAAAUGAUCCACUUGGUUUGGAAUUGGAACUAGAAGCUGGCUUAAAAGAUAUUUUCAGGCAUGAUACCUCUUGCAGCAGUUUGCUAAAUACCAAUAAACAUCAAAAUGGAAAGCUAAUGUGGAUCUACCUUCGAUAUUGGGAGUUAUCUGUUGAACUUAGAAAAUUUAAGAAAGCAGAGAAGGUAUUCUUGGGGAAAAGUGACUAAAGCUAGGCCAUCCCUAUAUUCUAUUAAUCUAGUCCUCUCCAGUUCAACCCACAGAACCCUUCAACCCACAGAAUCUCCAUGCUGGCUUCGUGAUUUAUAUAUACCUUCGUGAGGCAUGUAUCAGUAUCUUUAGCUUACUGCCAUAAGUACAUUCAUCAUCUAAUAAUAUCAGUGCCUCUUAUUUUGAUUAAUCUAAAUGUGUAUUGGGUGAUGCCAUAGUAAUGUACGGCAACUAAAUACCUAUGAUUUUUGUAUUAGCAGUGCUUCUACAUUCAAUAGUAUUUUUUAAAAAAUAAUAUUUUAUUUCCACAUUUCUAUGGUCCUUUCUAUGCUGUCGCUCUUUUCAUUCCUCAGAUCCUCAAAUACAGUCUCAACCUGACACACGGUUAUCCUCACCACUGCCAACUUCAAAUGCAGAGAUCACUACAUCAGACAGGGAGUGCACCAUCUCAGUGAUAAAAACCAUAUCCAGCUCAUCAAAUCAAUGCUUAACAUGUAAUUUCACUGUAAAAUCUUUACAAAGAAAAAUAGAUAAAUACAAAGAUUCUGUUUAUAUCUAGCACAGUUAUUAAGUAUGUUCUGCAUAGUCCAAAAGAAGGAAUAGGAUAUUUCACUGCCUGAAUUGAAGAACUUUUCAAUAGAAUUUUUGGAGAAAAAAAUCAAUUUCAAUUUUUAGCUUCUUGCUUAAAACGUGUUGAUAUAUUCAUCAGGAGUCAAGUUCAACUUAAGAGUGCUUUUACCUUUACCAUAUUAAAUGAACUUGUUUCACCCUGAUAUAUAAGAUAUUAGUAUUUUCAGUAAACUAUGCAAGAAUACUACAUAAAUUGAAGGGAAAAAAUCAAAGACCCUAAGAAAAUACUCAUGUACCUUUCAGCAUUAUAAGGUGUAUGAGUGGGUGUCAGAGAUAGUCAAUACUGCAUAUAGGGAUCAGAUUUUAAAGAAGUUAAAGAAAACAAUCAUAGCUUAAUUUCAGGUAAAUAUGACUUUCAUUACUAACAAAGUUAUUUGCUGUCUUUCCCAUGAAAAGAUCUAAAAACACCCAAAAUGGCUGCAUUGCUACUCUGUCUUCAAAAAAUACCAUGUCAAGCGCAGACAAGGGUAUUAUGUUAAUGCAAAGUACAUUCGUGCAAGAUGUUUAGGAAAUCAUGGAGAAUUUUAAUGUUAUUUACUAUGGACUAUACUGGUUUUGAGUUAAUUUUUUUUCACCACUAUUAAAGAAGUCACCUUGUGAGAAGGCAGGG
This is a messenger RNA of Python bivittatus (Burmese python), 2187 nucleotides long. RefSeq names its product coiled-coil domain containing 127 (gene CCDC127). The record is from RefSeq and is a predicted model, not a curated record. NCBI's taxonomy places the organism in Eukaryota, Metazoa, Chordata, Lepidosauria, Squamata, Pythonidae.